This is a messenger RNA of Schistocerca cancellata (South American locust), 1365 nucleotides long. Its product is annotated as ionotropic receptor 21a-like. Gene Ontology annotation, cellular component: membrane. The record is from RefSeq and is a predicted model, not a curated record. The transcript has a single exon. Lineage: Eukaryota; Metazoa; Arthropoda; Insecta; Orthoptera; Acrididae. Bases 1 to 1365 code for a protein of 454 amino acids. Gene Ontology annotation, molecular function: ligand-gated monoatomic ion channel activity.
AUGGAUGACAUUUAUUACGAUAAAUUCAUGAAUCUUAAUGGCAACGAUGUUCGCGCCUCAAUGUUUACUGUAAACCCCAGCGCGAUAGAAGACAAUACCACCGUUUCUAAAUUUCGUGGCUCUGACGCCCAGAUGACAGAAACGUUGGCCAAAUAUAUGAAUGCAACUCUUGUUAUGUUGCCAAAUGACGGGUCAGGCUUUGGGAAAUGGAACGGUACUGUUAACACCGGAACGGAUGGCGACGUCAUGUUUGAAAGAGCAGACAUCGCACCAAAUACUCGGUACAUAAUUGUCGAAAGACUGAAAGUUCAUGGCUACACUUACCCUCAUGACAAAGAAGACCUUUGCAUCCUUGUGAAUAAGUCAUCUCGUAUUCCUCAGUACCUCAACAUUAUUCUGCCGUUUGCCAUAAUAGCCUGGAUGACAAUUCUUUUAAGUAUGCCAUUUACAGCUUUUUUCUGGAGUUUAAUUCGUCGCUUUGGCAAUGGCUCAUCAAGGGCGGAAAAUUUUGCGUGCGUGUACAUUAACAGCUUUCUUAAAAUAUUUUCUGUGUUUCUAUCAAUAGCUGUGCCAUCGCUUCCAUCCGUUGGCCGCGAGCGCAUACUGUUCGUCAUGUGGACGUUCUUCAGUCUUAUAAUCACUAACACGUUUCAGGGAUCGCUGACGAGCUACCUCACAAUUCCAAAGUACAUGCCAGACAUCGACACGAUGGAACAGUUGUCCAGAUCGGGCUUAAAGAUCCUCAUACACCCGGAGCUGCUGCCCGUUUUCAAACUAGACACGGGGAACCCCGUGAUAGAUGCCCUCAACAGGAAUCUCAUACCAGACAUUGACAUGGAAGGAUACCCAGAGAAAAUCCAGAGUGACGGCGGCACGUGUGCUUUGGUAAACGCAUACGUCGGCCAAUUUUUGAUACGAAGUAGACAUUACGUGAGAAACGGUUUCCCGUUACUGCAUUUGACGAAGGAGUGUCCUCUGCCCGCAGUUGUCGCUUUUGCUACUCAGAAGUAUUCCCCGCUACAGCCUAGAUUCGACUCGCUAAUAAGGCGCAUCGUAGAAGCCGGGCUUUACAAAAAGUGGCAGAAAAAUACGCUGGACGAAUCUAUAGCAGCAGGAGACCUCCUCCUCAUUAGUAACCGUGAAGGAAAAGCUGAUACGGAACGCAUUACUAUGUCCCAUCUUCAGAUGCCAUUUUACUUACUGUUCCUUGGUUACUUCCUAAGUUCUGUGCUCUUCUUCACCGAGUACGUAAGAAUGAAAGUGAACAUUAAUACCAUAAAAAAUGAAGGAAACAGAAAACUUGGAAGACGUCAGAAUAAUCAGACUUCGGAGCACGGCAGUGGCAGUUCUUUUCAAGGUCCGUAG